Olea europaea var. sylvestris is the source of this 1589-nucleotide messenger RNA. Its product is annotated as glycosyltransferase family 64 protein C4-like. The transcript has 6 exons. Lineage: Eukaryota; Viridiplantae; Streptophyta; Magnoliopsida; Lamiales; Oleaceae. Gene Ontology annotation, cellular component: membrane. The coding region runs from base 1 to 1371 and encodes 456 amino acids. Gene Ontology annotation, molecular function: glycosyltransferase activity. The record is from RefSeq and is a predicted model, not a curated record.
AUGGGUUCUCAAAUACUGUCUAGACUAAGUUUCAACUUGGUUCCAACUAUACCUAUGAAUUCAACCUGUCCCAAAGAUUUUCAUCUACGCAAUAGAACUCAAUUCAAUUCUAUGACUCCCUCCCAACGGAGUGGAGAGAUAUUUCUGUCAUUUUCAGAUUUGUCUUUUUAUGGAAAUGUAAUUGAAACUUACAAAGUAAAAGCCACGAGGGUGAGGAAAAAAGAAAAGGAAAGCUGUAACAAAGGAUCCCCUUUCUGUCCUAUUUGGUUAGAUCAUUUGAUUCAGCAUCAGAUCAGGACCUUAAUUACAUGGACUUCUGAAAUGUCAACUCUCAUCGCGAUCAGAGACGCCGACCUGAACGGCAAAGAUGGAGACUACUCUCCGGCGAAGGAGAAAGCUUCUAAUAGAGGCGUAUACAACGGCAGAUUGCCGCUCCUCCACCUCCGCUUGCGGCUGUUGUUUGGCAGCGCAAAGUACAAGCUACUUCUCUUAUUAUGUCUGUUUAGUGUCCUCUAUAUGCUCAGUUCCUUUAUGGGCUGGAAGCCGCAGUAUUCUUCUUCCGUUUCUUCUACUUCGAGGGGAGGAUACACAGUGCUCAUCAACACGUGGAAGAGGAAUACUCUACUUAAGCAGUCUGUUGCUCAUUAUGCAUCCUGCCAUGGAACUGAUGCAAUACAUGUAGUCUGGAGCGAAAGUGAUCCUCCUUCAGAUAAGCUAAAAGAUUAUCUUAAGAAUGUAGUAUUGAAGAAGUCGCAAACGGCUCACAAACCCAACUUCAGAUUUGACCUAAACGAGGAAGAUAACCUAAACAAUAGAUUUAAGCCGAUUGAGGAUCUCAGAACUGAUGCAAUUUUCUCAGUGGAUGAUGAUGUAAUUGUCCCGUGCCCUACACUGGAUUUUGCAUUCACUGUAUGGCAAACUGCUCCACUCACAAUGGUGGGAUUUGUCCCUCGCAUGCAUUGGCUGAAAGAGGAGAAAAAUGGCAUGGUACAUUAUCAAUAUGGAGGAUGGUGGUCAGUUUGGUGGACGGGCACAUAUAGUAUGGUUCUCUCAAAAGCUGCAUUCUUUCAUAAGAAGUACUUGGAUAUAUACACUCACAGUAUGCCGGCAUCAUUACAUGAUUAUGUAAGCAGGGAAAGAAAUUGUGAAGACAUUGCUAUGUCUCUUCUUGUUGCUAAUGCCACUGAAGCUCCUCCAAUAUGGGUUAAAGGGAAGAUCUAUGAGAUUGGGUCAUCAGGGAUAAGCAGUUUGAACGGGCAUAGUGAAACUAGAAAUAAAUGUCUCAAUGAUUUUAUUGCCCUCUAUGGGACCAUGCCUCUGGUGCCAACCAACGUAAAAGCUGGAGAUGCAAGACAAGAAUGGUUCUGGUGAUUUUAUUGCCACUUUGUUAUUCCCUAAAUAGUGUUACACGUCAAUGCUGCUGGUUGCUAACGUAUUGGUUGGCACUUGCAUCCUUUCCCCUUACCACUGUUUGUUGUUAGCUGUAUUCAGUGUGUGUACUUAGACUGAUUUAUAGUGGACUUGGAACACUUUCAUAUUUUAGCGUAGCGUGCCAAUACUUUGCGUAUGAAAUCUUCUGAUUCAAAAUA